GUUAGGCUGGUCGCCGUAGCGCCGUGGAGCGGUGCCGGGCCUCGCCAUGGCGGACCUGGGCCGGCAGCUGCAGGAGUACCUGGCGCACUCAAAGGCCACGGCCAACGCGGGCCCUGCGCCGCCUCCCGCCGGCUGCUCGCAGGAGGAGGCAGUGGGGAGUGGCGGCCUGGGGGCCUGGCUGGGCCCGGUGAACCCCUUCUCGCCGGGCCGCGGCGCCCCACCUGCGGCGGCCGGGCCGGGCUCGGGCUGGCCAUGGGCCGCCGAGGCGGACCCCUGCCUGCCGGGGCUGUCGCGCUGGCAGCGGCUGGCGGGGAGCGGGCUGUGCCUGCUGCUGGCCGCGCUCUGCUUCGGGCUGGCCGCGCUGUACGUGCCGCUGCUGCUUCUCCGCGCCCGCAAGUUCGCGCUGCUCUGGUCGCUCGGCUCGCUCUGCGCCCUGGGCGCCGCCGCCCUCCUGCGCGGGCCCGCCCGCCUGCUGCGGGAGCCUAGCCGCGGCUCCCUGCUCUACCUGGGCGCCCUCGGCGGCACCCUCUACGCGGCGCUGGCGCUGCGCAGCACCCUCCUGACGGCGCUGGGCGCCGCGGCCCAGCUGGGCGCCGCCGCCGCCGCGCUCCUGGCCGCGCUGCCCGGGGGCGCCGCCGGCCUCGGCCGCCUCGGCGGCCUCGUGUUCGCUGCGGUGCGGCGCGGGGGCAAAGCGCUGCCGGUGUGAGCCCCGCGCCGCAGCCCGCCGGGACUCGGACGGAGGGACUGAGAGACUCGCGCUCGGCGGAGCACGGAGGCGCCUCUCCGAGACGGGGAUGAGGAUGGCGCCGUCUGCACGCCGCUUCCUUCACCUCCUUGGCUUUGCUGCUGGGCUUUCCUCGCCAGUUCUUGACCCAGAAGAACAGGGGCUGGCACCCGCGAGCGGCACCGGGGACUCUGAACGCGUUGUCUGUGCUCAGGUGGGACGGGCUUGGUGCCAGCUGAGCACAGGAUUCUGCCUUACUGCAAAGGCAGCUCCAUAGCCGUGGUCUGGAGCCUCUCCGGUUCGGGUAGGAGCUGGCAGCAUCCCACUUCCCUGCCUCCAGUCUAGGACCAUGUGGCUGCUGCAGCCUACUUCAAAACGAUGGCAGACUAGCAAGCAGCGGUGGUUUCCCCUGGUUUGGAAUGUUAACGUCAGCACCACUUGUAAUCAGUAGACAGCUGUGGCUAAAGGUGAAAAUGAAAGCUCUCUGUGCAUCAUAAACAAAAAACCUAGGAAUCAUGCAGCUAUGAGUAUUUCAGACAGCUGAGGUUUCAGGAGGCAGUUCUGUUGCUCCAUCUGAUACACAAGUCUGCCUAAAGACCACCCUCUUUAUAGUGAUAGGUGAGUAAAGAAUCACACGCUGGGUUGAUUUUAUGUUAAUUUUUGCACAAAUUACAUUCUGUAUUCAUACAAAACCAACGUAACUCUUCUGACAAACUGUACACAUAGGAACAGGUUUCUGUCUGGAGGUGAACUGAAAUCUGUGGAGGUGCUCCAUGCCUCAUAUCACUUAAAAAAAUUCCAGCUCUUCACAAAACCAAGCAGGUAAAAGAAGGUGAGGAAAACAAGGGUGGAGAGGACAAACCAGAAAGCCAGCUACAGUGCUGCAGCUAGCAGAAGUUGACUGAUCUAGGAAAAGACCCCUGUCUUGUUAGGAGCUAAUGCACAUUCAGUUAUCCCAGUUAAAGAAUCCAGGUUUGUUGCAGGUUACUUUAUGAGUCCAGAGUAGCAAUCCAUUUAAAUAUUGUCCAGGCAGGACUGGGUGUGACCCAGUCAAAGCCUCUUCUAUCGGCCCCUUCCACCACCCCUGGAUGAUCCUCUUCUUGAUUGAGCAGAGUUCAUGUUAUGUCCUCUUCCCCAGUUACUUCCACUCCUCCCUCCUCGAGAAGGGUUAUUGCCUCCUGCAGGGCCUCCACCAAAAGCUUCAUCUCUGUGGAAUCCAUCGUGAUGGUCUCCAUCUAAAGAACUGGAUCUCCCAGAUUUUGACGCUCUCUGCGAACUUCCUCGUCCUAAAAAAGAAGCACAGUCAGUUACUGGUGUUCGAGUCUAAGCAAUGCCUCUUCUCAGCCAUACCAUAUAUUUAGCUGGUUCCUUUGUGGAAGGAACUAUGGGAUACUCAUUUGCAGACCAAGCAUAGUUGAGACCUGUAAUUUUCUGCCUUCUCUCCCUUCUGCAAGAUUUUUCUUACAUAGAUUUAGCGUCUCCAUUACAGUCCAGAAGAUGGACAGCAAUCAGACAAUUCCAUGGGAAUUAAGGGAGUUUAUAGCUGAUACAGUCAGCAAUCACUUCAGUAAAUUAGAGCAGUGAUAGUCAUGGUGUUCUCAGAACUGCCAGGUGUACCCGACUCUUGUGCUUUAACACCAUCGUGGUUCGCUAUACAUUUUUGUUGAAAAACACUUUUUUUCCUAAAAAAAGGACAUUGCACUGAUGGAUGGGUUGAGGUUGGUGGUGAAGACAAUGAGUAACAUUACUGGUUUUGUUCUAUUUUUUGCUAGAAAUAAUGGAAAAAUGCUCUAUUUUAAUCACUAACCAGGAACAAACUACAUCAGCUCUUACUGCCAGAAACGGGAUUUUCGGCUUCUCACAGGUCUUAGUACUGAGACUUAAAUUAAUAUUAAAACCCCCAAAGUCAUUAGCUCAAAAUAACAAAUAGUAUCUGUGGGGGGGGAGGGAACCCAAAGUAGUAAUGUUGACAGUGCUUUGUGGAUACAACAAAGUGCUACAGCUGAAUGAGGACAUUUUUCCUCACUUUAGCAAGAAGGAUUUUUUUGUUGACUGCUUGGUUGUAUGUAAAAUAAAGACCAAAUUGUUCCA
Messenger RNA from Pezoporus flaviventris, 2815 nucleotides. RefSeq names its product vesicle transport protein SFT2C-like. Gene Ontology annotation, biological process: vesicle-mediated transport. The coding region runs from base 47 to 706 and encodes 219 amino acids. Lineage: Eukaryota; Metazoa; Chordata; Aves; Psittaciformes; Psittacidae. The transcript is spliced from 2 exons. The record is from RefSeq and is a predicted model, not a curated record. Gene Ontology annotation, cellular component: membrane.